CCAUGAAGCGACAAAUUUCCGGUCUCUGCUAUGACCCGCACCAGCGGAACCAGUCUCUUACCUCAAUUAUCGUGAACACUAUCUCCACCAUGGCCUAUGAGCUCUUUUGGAACACAACAUCAGCACAACCGCCGGUAGCGAUAACGUGUUUCAACGAAAAACAGCAACAGCAUCACCAUUCGCGACGUCGCCCACUCUUCCGUGGCCGGGAUAUUGACUUUACACAUUUCAAGACAUCGUCCGCUUGGGAAAACAGAAUGCAAGAGGCCGAACGGUUGAUUCGUGAUAUUUGUUUGCAAAACCAACAACAGCAACGAAACAGUAUAAACGAUCCCUCAGCACGGGGCUUGCCUCGAAAUGCAGCCCUAGCCUAUCAACUUGCGGUCGAAGAAGACAAUAACAAAUGGGGCCUGGUGAACAAGGAAGAUCUCGAAGUCUGCUUCUUGGCACUCAUGCCACCUCCGAAACCCAAAUGCACUUACGUUACCAUCCCAGAAGCAUCUACACCACCAGGUGUACCUCACAAUUACCAGCAUCCACGCAAUCAUCACCAUCUUUUUCAUGACGCAGUAGUACUAUCGUAGCAGUACUAAAAUAGGAAACCUUACCCUUUCUCUUCUCUUCUUUGUUAUAUCCCAUCCUCUUUGCAUAUACUAUUA
This is a messenger RNA of Zychaea mexicana, 659 nucleotides long. RefSeq lists its product as uncharacterized. The record is from RefSeq and is a predicted model, not a curated record. The transcript is spliced from 3 exons. Lineage: Eukaryota; Fungi; Mucoromycota; Mucoromycetes; Mucorales; Lichtheimiaceae. The annotation marks the transcript as partial.